UGUGUUUGCUUUACCAUGGAUUUCUCACUGUAUAUCACUGAAAACGAUAGUGGAAUCUUUGAUGAAUUGAGUUUAAAUUAUACUAAUUAUGAAACCGUAGCCAUUGGUGGCCACAGUGACUAUGUUUGCCCUGAAGUCAGUUCAAUGAACAGAGAUACAGCUUUUCAGAAGUUUUUCAUUCCUCUGGUCUACUCGUUAGUGUUUAUAGUGGGCUGUCUGGGAAAUGGCCUUGUUCUCCUCGUUCUAUUGAAACACCACCACUUACGAUCCACCACUGACAUCUUUCUUGUCCACCUGGCCGUGGCAGACCUGCUAAUGCUCAUCACUUUCCCCUUUACUGUGGCAGAGUACUCAUUUGGCUGGAUAUUUGGAGAUUUCAUGUGCAAGUCUGUGGGAGUUUUCAGCCGUCUCAACUUCCUUUGCAGUAGCCUAUUGCUGGGAUGCAUCAGUGUAGACCGCUACAUGGCUAUCAUCCAUGCCGUUCAUGCCUUCAGAACACGUAGUGGAAUGGCUGUUUAUCUUUCCUGCUUUGGAGUGUGGAUUCUGAGCUUCCUCCUUUCGAUUCCCAACCUGUUUUUGCUAGGGACACAAAAUAAUGGCAAUCUCACUGAGUGCACUUACAGCCAGAAAAACUUCACAGAUAACAGCUGGUGGCAGGCAAAUAGAUUCAUCAUCCAUAUAGUGGGUUUCCUCUGUCCACUCUUCAUCAUGGGAUUCUGCUAUGCUCAUAUUGUGACUGCUCUGUACAAGUCAACAAGACGGGAAAAGAAAAGAGCAGUGAGGGUUGCCAUUGUCAUAACAGGUGUCUUCUUCUUAUGCUGGACUCCAUACAACAUGGCUCUUUUCUUGGAUACUCUGGAUAUCCUUGACUGGGUGCAGGAUUGCAUGUUACGGAUGCAUCUGUCCACUGCUAUCUCAGUGACUGAGGUCCUGGGCUCAGUGCACUGCUGCCUGAAUCCAUUGCUCUAUGCGUUUGUUGGGGUGAAGUUCAGAAAUGAUGCAAUGAGGGUUCUACAACAAGCGGGCUGUCUUAGUCCACGGCUGUUGGGGAAGACCCUCACACCUGAACGGAAAAGCAGCAUCAUGGACUCAGAGACUGGAACGGUCUUGUCUAGCUUUUAGCUUCAUAUGUGGAAUUCCACUGUGUACUGCAAUGAUUACCAAUUAAAAAUUUGACUUUGCCAAUGUUGUAAAAGAUCAAAUGAACGUGCUACCAGGUAAUUAUGUAGGAAGGAAUCGUCAAUUUUGUGAAUUUUUGCAGUGGCACGCCAAACAACAUAAC
Molecule: messenger RNA, 1282 nt
Organism: Pelobates fuscus (common spadefoot toad)
Lineage: Eukaryota; Metazoa; Chordata; Amphibia; Anura; Pelobatidae
Gene: CXCR5
Product: C-X-C motif chemokine receptor 5
Exons: 2
Coding region: 16-1122 (368 amino acids)
Biological process (GO): cell chemotaxis; immune response; positive regulation of cytosolic calcium ion concentration
Cellular component (GO): membrane; external side of plasma membrane
Molecular function (GO): C-C chemokine binding; C-C chemokine receptor activity
Source: RefSeq, a predicted model, not a curated record